Lentinula edodes (shiitake mushroom) is the source of this 2891-nucleotide messenger RNA. RefSeq lists its product as uncharacterized. Gene Ontology annotation, biological process: regulatory ncRNA-mediated gene silencing; mRNA catabolic process. Gene Ontology annotation, cellular component: RISC complex; cytosol; nucleus. Gene Ontology annotation, molecular function: RNA binding; nuclease activity. The transcript is spliced from 20 exons. Lineage: Eukaryota; Fungi; Basidiomycota; Agaricomycetes; Agaricales; Omphalotaceae. The record is from RefSeq and is a predicted model, not a curated record. The coding region runs from base 85 to 2790 and encodes 901 amino acids.
CGUCCCAAACUGGCGUUGAAUUCUCUCCAACCACUACUCCGUUCACUACUAGUAUAUCCGUUUUUUUGAGACACUCCAAUCAAGAUGUCGAUGAAAGCUAUUGUAAAAAGCGUCAUUUCGGGUGACUCCCUUGUCCUUCGUGGUCGACCGGGCCCCCAAGGGCAGCCGCCCAAAGAAAGAGUUCUCCAUCUUGCUGAUGUUAGUGCACCUAGGAUGGGCUCAUCUAGUAGGGAGGAUGAGCUUUGGGCAUUUGAAUCCCGAGAAUUUUUACGCUCACUGGCCGUAGGAAAAGAAAUAUCUUUCACAUCCACGCAUUCGUUACCUCCGAAUGAAGAUGUCCCUCGAGAUCUAGGCUCUGCAGAAAUAGGUGGUCUUGAUCUGGCCUCGGAAAUCUUGAAAAAUGGGUGGGGAAAAAUCAAGGAAUCAAAACGAGACCCGACCGAGGAAGAUCUUCGCAAACGGGAGCUUGAGAAUGAAGCUAAAGCUGCUGGUCUUGGAGUGUGGAACCCUCAUGGUCCUAAAGCUCGCACAACACACUAUACCAUGCCUACAGACUCUCAGGCUUUUUUAUCUGAAUAUAAAGGGAAACCUCUCGAUGCCAUUGUUGAACAGGUGCGAGAUGGAUCAACACUCCGAGUCCGUCUUCUUUUGCCCGAAGGAGACCAUCAAUUAGUAAAUAUUGCGCUUGCUGGUGUACGGGCCGCUCGUGCUUCUACCAAGCAGGGAGAACCAUCAGAGCCAUGGGGAGAAGAAGCCAAAUUUUUCACUGAAUCCCGUCUCCUCCAGCGGCCCGUCCGCGUACAACUGCUGUCCUUGCCCACAUCUACUACGACACCAUUCCAGCCCAACGGUAGUGGAAGUGCUCCUGCGACAGCCUCCCUAUUCAUAGGAACCGUUCUUCAUCCUGCCGGUAAUGUGGCUGAAUUUUUGGUCGCGGCGGGCCUUGCUCGAGUAGUGGACUGGCAUGCUGGCAUGUUAGCUGCAGGUGGGGGUAUGGAACGCCUUCGAUCCGCGGAAAAAAAUGCGAGAGAAAAACGACUUUGCCUCUAUGCCAGCGCCGCUCAGCCCAGUACAUCAAAGAGCAGUACGGCGGCCAAUGGACAAACUCGUUCUUUUGAGGCUACUGUCAUCCGAAUUUGGAGCGGUGACCAGAUAUCUGUUGUGGAAAAGGGUUCCAGCAAAGAACAUCGUCUUCAGCUGAGUUCAACGAGAGGUCCAAAAUUAUCGGAUCCCAAACAAGGAUUCUACGCACAAGAAGCCCGUGAAUUCCUUCGUAAAAAACUGAUUGGCAAACCUGUCAAGUGCACCAUCGAUUUCGUACGACCAAAAGAGGGUGAAUAUGAUGAACGGGAGUGCGCCACCGUCCGAUUUGGCAAUCAAAAUGUCAACGUAGCCGUACAACUAAUAGAGAAAGGUCUCGCAAGUGUGGUCCGUCAUAAACGCGAUGACGAAGACCGCUCUCCUGAUUAUGACAGUCUCAUGGCUGCAGAGGCGGCUGCUGCUGCUGAGUCUCGAGGUAUUCACUCUGGUAAGGAUGUGCCACCACUCAAGCAAUCGCUCAAUAUCUCAGAGUCGAGCACCCGUGCAACCCCAUUUUUAAAUGGGUUCAAACGUCUGGGACGUGUUCCCGCCGUUGUCGAAUAUGUAGCUGCUGGUUCACGGUUUAAGCUCCUGCUUCCCAAAGAUAAUCAGACACUCACUCUUGUCCUCGGCGGCAUUCGCGCCCCUCGAACCGCUCGCAAUCCGUCCGAAAAAAGCGAACCUUUUGGCCCCGAGGCUUUCGAAUUCGCAACCAAGAAGUACAUGCAGAGAGACGCUGAAUUCGAAGUUGAGUCUGUAGACAAAUCUGGAGGAUUCAUCGGAUCCCUCUACCUCAAUAAAACCGAAAAUGCGGCUGUUGUUCUGGUCAAAGAAGGGUUAGCUAGCGUUCACUCAUACUCUGCUGAUUCAUUGUCAUGGUCGAAGCAACUAUAUGAUGCCGAGAGCGAGGCUAAAUCAGCAAAGCGGAACCUUUGGCAGGACUACGAUGAAUCCGCAGAGAAAGCUGCGGUUGCACCAGAGAUUGAAGCAGGUCCUAUGAAAUCGAAGUACAUCGACAUAAUCAUAAGUGACGUGAGGACUACAAAUUUUGGCUUCUCAGUUCAAAUACUCAACACAGAAGGCAUCGCUUCUCUGGAAAAAUUGAUGCGCGACUUUUCGCUACAUCACCAAGGUGCAGUAGCCGUCCCUGCUGGCUUCACACCAAAGAGCGGAGACUUGGUAUCUGCCAAGUUCUCUGAUGGCGCGUGGUAUCGUGCCAAGAUUCGGCGUGCUUCACCUAUCAAGAAGGAAGCAGAAGUCACUUUUAUUGACUAUGGGAACCAGGACAGCGUUGCAUUCAAAGACAUUAGACCUCUUGCGCCUCAAUUCCGCUCACUUCCUGGUCAGGCACGCGAAGCUCGACUUUCCUUCAUCAAGCUCGUCGAUCCCGAAAGCGAAUACUAUGCGGAGGCCAUUGACCGUUUCCGCCAACUGUGUGAGGGCCGCAAACUAGUCGCAAACAUUGACGCACAAGAGGGUCCUCUUCUGCACCUCCGUCUUAUUGAUCCUCAAAAUCCACAGUCAGCUACCGAUCCUUACGAGUGUCUGAAUGCCGAGCUAUUGCGAGAUGGUGUAGCUACCAUUGAUCGCAAGUGCAACUACCUUUCGGCGUACCCGCAACUGCUCAGAAAACUGAAAGACAGCGUUCUAGAAGCCAAGAAGGAUAGGGCUGGGAUGUUUGAAUUUGGUGAUGUGGAAGAGGACGACUGAGUGCAAAUGAAUAUAUCUACAUCUACAAACUGUUUACAUGGAGUUGCAGUAGAGUCCGAAUGUCAUCAAACUUGUUCGGCACAUGCCUUACAUUGCGUAAG